AUGUGCCGACCGACCUGCCCUCGUGCUUUGAUCUCAGAUGACUGGUUCGACGAGAAGAAGCUCUUGAUCGACAUCCGCAGCAUGUUCGCCCAGUACCACGGCGACAGCUUCCGAUUCAUUCACGGAACUGUCACUACGGUGGAUCACAUUAACAAAACCAUACCUGUGUCCUCGUCUUCCGACAAGCAGACUGAGCAGAUCGCAUUUCAGGCCCUCGUCGUCGCCAGCGGUGUAUCCACCCUCUUCCAGAUCCUCGGCCUCAAACCAGAACGCCGUCCACCUCCGGGAGAGCUUGUCCACUUUCCGCCAAACCCUUCCGCAAGCCAUAACCGUCAUCAUCGCCAGCGGUGGACCAGCAAGAGUAGAAACAGCCGGAGAGCUGGAAGAGAGUCUCAACGGCCGUCAUCGCAAAGGGUGGUUGUCCGCUGGCCACAACCUCAAGUCCACAUCACCCUCGUCACAUCCGCCUCCAAACUCCUACCCGCUCUCCGUCCAGCAUGGGCGACCAAAGCCAAGCGGAUGCUAGCUGAUGUCGGCGUGUCUGUCAUCAAGAACGCCCGCUUGCAGACAGUCCAUCCCGCAACAGCUGGGCAGGAUCAUACAGAUCCCGCGACGGUUACCCUGGAAGAUGGGCGCACAUUCACGGGGGACAUCUACAUACCUGCAACCGGGACGAAGUCCAAGCCUAGCUUCCUGAAUCGUAGUCUUCUAGCAAAGCCGGCGGAGAGGGUCUAUGCUAUCAGGGAUGUCGCGUCAUAUGCGAAGCGGCUGUCGGUGCAUGGGAUUUGGACGGCUGUGCCAAUUCUUUGUGCGAAUGUCAGUCGGGACCUGUUGUUGGCUGGUGAUAAAGGAGCGGCAGCUGAUGAUAAGGAUGAGGUCUUCACGGAGGAUACACGCGAGACGCAGAUCGUGCCUAUCGAGGCUGUUGACUGAGGAUAAUCGCGACUUCUUUCUUUUCUCUAGUUUCUAGCAUUUCUUUCGUCCUUACAUCCUCGCGGUCACUUGACUGUCUUCUAACUUCAAGGUAGUGGCCUUGCAACCACCUGUAGAGGACGUGGCGGCUACUUUGGGAGAUCCGGUCCUUCCCAG
Aspergillus saccharolyticus JOP 1030-1 is the source of this 1089-nucleotide messenger RNA. RefSeq lists its product as uncharacterized. The record is from RefSeq and is a predicted model, not a curated record. The transcript has 2 exons. Lineage: Eukaryota; Fungi; Ascomycota; Eurotiomycetes; Eurotiales; Aspergillaceae. The coding region runs from base 1 to 933 and encodes 310 amino acids. Gene Ontology annotation, molecular function: flavin adenine dinucleotide binding; electron-transferring-flavoprotein dehydrogenase activity. Gene Ontology annotation, cellular component: cytoplasm.